Apis florea (little honeybee) is the source of this 14696-nucleotide messenger RNA. It is a transcript of the gene HUWE1, whose product is annotated as HECT, UBA and WWE domain containing E3 ubiquitin protein ligase 1. Gene Ontology annotation, molecular function: protein binding; zinc ion binding; ubiquitin protein ligase activity. Gene Ontology annotation, biological process: protein polyubiquitination; ubiquitin-dependent protein catabolic process. NCBI's taxonomy places the organism in Eukaryota, Metazoa, Arthropoda, Insecta, Hymenoptera, Apidae. The record is from RefSeq and is a predicted model, not a curated record. Gene Ontology annotation, cellular component: nucleus; cytoplasm.
AUUUUGUAAUGCAUGACUGAAUUUCUCAUAGUGUUUCUAGACGCAUGUUCAACAACGACACAUAAUGAAGAACAGUUACGAAUAGUUGCAAAGCGUCCUAUCAUAAGUACGAGUUUCUCGGAAGUGAACGAAUCAGAAAAAUCGGUGCAGAGAGUAGGACACAUUUGCUAUAUAAUCCUCCAUAUUGCGCAGCGAUAUAAUGCAAACGUACAGUUUUAUGGAAUUUCUCAACGAAAGAUGCGAAACAGCUACCAGUAGUUAGUAGCAGUGCUGCCUUGUUCAGUCUAUAUGAUAUAUAUGAUUCUGCGUACACAAGCAGUCAGUGUGGUGCAUUCGGAGUAAUAAAAUCGUUGAUUGUCGAUCCUUCUAAUCCGUGUGCAGUGUUGUGUAGAGUCGCGUGAAGGUCGUGAACUUUUGCAAGAUUAUUCGAGAAGCUUGCAAUCCGGAAGCACAUUACGAAAGGAAGGUUAAAAAGAAAGGUGGACGAUCCUCCGCGAAAAGCCUCGGUAAAAUGGCGGUGAUCGGUACUCCGAUUGGCGCUAAGCGAUAGAAGAGGAUCGCGCUCUAUUCACGCUCGCUAAGUUUUGUUUUGAUCUAGUUCGAUAUCUAUUCUCACAGAAACCGGUCAAUUCUUGUCAUUUCAAAUCAUUCGGUUUGAUUUCGUCGAAUUCCAUUUAGCAUUGUGCGAAAUUAAAACGGCGUCCCAUUGACUGAAGAUAUAUAAUCUAGUCGAGGACGAUCAAGGUGGUAAGAAACCACCGACGGAACGGUUUUCGACGGCCGUGAUGCCGCAUCGUUCCGACCUCGAAUUUAUCGAAAGGCCGAACGACAAGGACGACUCUAUCAAAUCCUUGUCGGCUUAUCUAUAGAUUUUAAAUUCUUGAAGAGACUCUAUCUGUCAAAAUGAAAAUUGAUCGCAAUAGAUUGAGAAAAUAUACAUCAGAAGCGCCUGCAAAAUGUCAGGCGCUUAUAAACAAGUUGCGCUCAUGCUCCCAUGCAGAAUUGCUAGAGGAGCUAAAGCAAAUAGAUGCAUGGACUUUUGGUAAAUGUGAAUUAUUUCAUUGGGUUGAUGUAUUGGAUCUUAGCGACAGCAUUUUGGAAGAAGCUGCUGCUAAAAGCCCAGACAAUCCAUGGGAAUUGGCUUGUGAUCUCCCUCAAAAUAGAGAGGCAAAAGAACUUCUCCUUUGGGUUCUACAUCUUACAACAUUAUUAAUUGAACAUUCAUAUUCUCGACACUUAUACAGCAGUAUGGAACAUCUAGUGACUUUGUUAUCAAGCUGUGACAUGCAUGUUGUCCUUGGUGUAUUAAAUAUUCUCUACAUGUUCAGUAAACGUAGCAAUUUCAUUGCACGUUUAAACAGUGACAAGAGGCAAGCUUUAUUAAGUAGACUUACUCUUUUAGCAGAGAGUUGGGGAGGUAAAGAAAAUGGAUUUGGUUUAGCAGAAUGUUGUAAAGAAUAUCCAGACAAGCCACUUCCAGCAAGUGCCACAACAUUGCAUUUCGAAUUUUAUGCAGAAAAUUCAACGACAGAUUCAAAUGCCACAUCAAACAUUGGCACAAAAAAAUCUGGACAGACGAAUUUUGUAACAUGUAUACAUAUAGAAAAUGUAGAUAAACUGGGUAAAACACCAGCACAAAUUAUGAAUGAUUUGUUAAAAGUCAAUAAUGUACCCCAAGAUCGACAGAUUGCGUUGUUUACACAUAUAAGAUUAGCACACAGUUUCUCUGACUAUAGAAGACGAUUACAAUGUGUGCACGCUCGGCUGCAGGCAUUAUCAAUACUUGUAUAUAAUAGUGAACUAGAAGAAAAUGCACAUAGUUUGCUGCAUCCUGGACUUUUAGAAGAAUUAGUUGAAUUACUGGAACUUCCACAUGCACAUCUUGUUGAAUUACGUGCUGCUGCUUUAAGAACUCUUACAAGUAUCAUUCAUUUAGAUCGCAAUCCACAUUUUCCAAAAAAACCUAGUUCAAGAUUAAAUAUGAUAAUCGACGUCACUGGAGCCAAUUCAUAUCAUGGAUUUUUUCCUGUAUUAAUUCGAACUUGUAUUUCAACAUUGAUUUCUCCGCAACCUGAAGGACAACCAUUUCCUUUAUCACUUGCAACAGCUUUAUUUAGCUUUCUAUACCAUCUUUCGAGUUAUGAAGCAGGAUGUGAAGCACUUGUUAGUUGUGGAAUGAUGGAAAGUUUGUUAAAAAUCAUGAAUUGGCCUGGUAGCGAGUUUGAACAUUUGACGUUUGUAACAAGAGCAGUUCGUGUUAUAGACUUAAUAACAAAUAUAGAUAUGCAAGGAUUUCAAGCUCACGGUGGUUUAGCCAGUUUUAUUAAUCGUCUUGAUAUGGAAGUAAAUGUUUGUAGAAAAGAACAACCAUUUGAAAUAGAACCUAUACAUUAUCAAGAUAAUUCUCAGGCCACACGUGAAAGAUCGAUGGAUCGCGAUGAAAGUUCUACGUCUUCACGUGCUUUUGACGAGCGUGAAGAAUCAUCUAAUCCUAUGGAAUUUUCGGAAGAUGAGAACAUGAGUUCCAAAACCGAUGAUAAAAAUGAACAAAUACCAGACUAUUCGGCUGGAAAAACUGGAAAAACUUGUCUACCACAGCGAGUUACACUUUUAAAAGCGUUAUUAAAUUUUAUUAAAAAAAUUAUUCAAGAUCCCACAUUUUCUGAUAGUAUUAGACAUGUUAUGGAGGGUACUUUACCUUCUUCUUUAAGACACAUUAUCAGUAAUUCAGAAUAUUAUGGUCCUUCUUUGUUCCUUAUUGCAACGGAUGCUGUAACAGUAUAUGUUUUCCAAGAGCCAUCUUUAUUAUCUUCUUUACAGGAUAAUGGAUUAACUGAUCUUGUACUGCAUGCUUUACUAAUUAAAGAAAUUCCUGCUAGUAGAGAAGUUCUAGGAUCACUGCCUAAUGUAUUUAGUGCUUUGUGUUUAAAUCAGCGUGGACUAGAAUCAUUCGUAAAACGACGCCCUUUCGAACGCUUAUUUAAAGUAUUAUUAUCGCCACUUUAUUUGCCUGCAAUGAAUCGACGUCGUAGCACAGAUCCUUUAGGUGAUACUGCUUCGAAUUUGGGUAAUGCAAUGGAUGAAUUAAUGCGACAUCAGCCAAGUUUGAAAGUUGAUGCAAUCGCUGCUGUUAUAAAGUUAUUAGAAGAACUUUGUGUACUGGGUUGUGAUCCUCGUUAUAUAUGCUUGCAAGCUGAAGAUAAAUUCGAUAAUUCUCAAUCAAAUACUACUUCUGGAAAUCGCCAAUCUUCUGGACAAUCUGUUGGAGUUGGAGUUGGAGAUUCUGGUGCAGGAGGAGGAGGUGGUAGUGGAAGUAGUAGUGAUGAAGAAGAAGAGGAUGAAGAAGAAGCUAGUACAAGUUCUCAUCCACAACGUGAGGAACAAUGUUCAUCAUCUACUGCUCAACCAGUUCCACCACCUCAACCUAGAGAGAAAACUCCAAUAGCUUUAAUGGAAUAUAUACAAAAUGUUACAAAAUUCGUUGAUGCUAUUCUCAGUAAUAAUUCGACGGAUGAUCAUUGUAGAGAGUUUGUCGCUCAAAAAGGUCUCGUACCAUUAUUAUCAAUUUUAGGAUUACCUAAUCUUCCAGUGGAUCAUUCAGUUGCCCAAACAGCACAAGCUGUAGCUACAGUUUGUAAAAGUAUUUUAAAUCUUGCACAUGAACCAUUAGUUCUUAAAACUGGUCUGUCUCAGUUGAAUGAAGUUUUGAAUUUGCUGAAACCAUUAUACAAUUAUAUGGAAGCUCCAGGAGGAUCUGUUUUAUUACAUGAACUUGUCAAUGCUCCGAAUCUGGAAACAGCUUUUACCAGUGAUACAGCAACACCUUUACUUCAUGCUAUGAAUGCUGCUUAUGGAUAUAUAAUAAUGUUCGCACAAGUAUGCCGUACCAGUCAAAGCGAAAUCAGAAACUUGGCUAUGAAUCAUUGGGGUUCCGAGCUUGGUUUGACCGUUCUGAAAGGUUUAUCAGAACUGUACACAGCUCUGAUCUGGGAAAGCACAGCCUUAUUAGCACUUACCACGGAAGAUUUUAUUCCGGCUGGUUGUGAUUUUGGAAAAGAAGAUAUGGAUAAACUUAUACGUCCUGAAUCAACAAAUGAAGGUGAAAGUACUAGUUGGUCUGGUGCUACAUCUACAGAUAUGGGAAGUAAUGGGAUGACUACAGCCAUGGAAGCUUUAAGCACUGAUCCGCCUCCUAUACCUAUGGAAGUAGACGAAAAACCAAGUGUUAGUACAGGAAGAAUAUCUCCAAACUCUCAUCGACUUACAUAUCCUAAGCAUUUGCUAGGACUUACAUCUAAAAUGGGUAGAGCUUUAGCAGAACUCUUUGCUAUACUUGUAAAGCUUUGCAUGGGCUCCCCAAUUAGACAACGCAGAGGACAACAGAUGCCUCCAAUACCAGCCCUACCUUCACAAGCGUCUAGAAGCGUAGCAACUGCUUUAAAUUGUGUAUUAAUUCGCGGGUUAUCAUGGGAUAAAUUACCUCCAUCGACAGUACCAAAACUUCAAGUAACCUUUUUGAUGUGCACUCUAAGUUUUGUAUCUCCUGCACUAUUUGAUGAAAAGGGAUAUCCGUUUCAUUUGAUGCUUCAAAAGUUCGUUAAACUCGGCGGACAAAAUGCAUUUUUCGCUGCUUUUCAUUGGGUAUUAUCUGGAGGAGGACAGUUUCCGUUAUCUGAAGGAUUAGAGCAUCCAAAUUUACCUGAUUGUACUGGAGAAUUCUUAGAUGGUUGGUUAAUGAUUUUAGAAAAAAUGGUGAAUCCUAAAACUCUUCUUGAUUCUCCAUAUGUUGUUUCUUCAAAAUGUACUGGAAUAUACAAAGUAUAUGAAACAUUUGAUCCUAUAAAAUAUCUUACGGAUAUUCAUAAGGAAGCUUUUGAGGCAGUGAUGCUAAUGUGGGGAAAGAAACCUUUAAAAAAUUAUGGAGUUCAUAUGACAGAACUUAUUUUAUCCAUUUUAAGACAUAUUUUACGAAGUGAGCAAAUCAUAAAGGAACAUGCUGAAAAAGAAGAAAAUAAUGAAGGAGGUAUUAGUGGUAGCACUAGUGGAACUAGUGGAAUUGGAAGAGGUGGAACAAUAUCCGAUCGCAGAGAGGAACCAGAAGCAGAUGUAAAUCCAGAACAUUUAAGACAGUUGAUGGAUAUGGGCUUCAGUAGAGCUCAUUGCAUAGAAGCUUUACUUCAUACAUUGACAGUUGAACAAGCCACUGAUUAUUUGUUAACUAAUCCUGCUACUUUACGCCGAUCAGAUGUGCCAGCAGGUGAUGUAAGCGGACAAGACUUAAUAAUGGACUUAGAAUUGGUAGACGAUGAUCAAAUAAUGCAUGCCAUAGCGAUGUCGCUUGGAGAAACAGCGGAAACGCGAAAUGUUUUCAGCACAGAAGAAUCCAGUUCACGUGAGGCUACUACCAUAACUGAAAGCAUAGAUAAAUUUACGCAAAAUGCUUUGAGUCAGUGUUUAAAUUUAUUGGAUCUUAUGCCUGACACAGUAUACAGAAUUUGCGAUUUAUUAGUUGCUAUCGCUAAAAGAAACGGAGAUGAAUGGCGUGAUAAUAUGUUACGACAACUUAUGAAAGAAAUUGGUGGUCUAGUAGAUUAUUUAAUCGAAGUUGCUGAAAGUCAAGAUCCAAAUGCUGGAGUAAAAUUAGUAGAAUGUAAAGAAGCUAAUAAAGUUACUGGACGUAUUUAUCUAUAUACAAUGUUCUUUGAGGGAACGUUCCAAGAAAUGCGAGUACCCUGUGCUCAAAUUGUAGAAGAAUAUGCUAUUUUAAAUAAACUUGUACGUUUACUAGUCGUAAGUGAGGGUCCGUUAACUGCAAGUAAAAGUAAAAUUGUCAAAGAAGGUAAUAAGGAUACAUCAUCUACGAAAACUAGGAAAUGGCUUGCACCUUUAUUAUUACUGAUAGAACGUUUAGAAAAAGUGGCGGUAUUGACAAAGAGAAAGGAAUUAAUGUAUAAAGUAACAACCAGAAUGUGGAAAUGGUUCGAUCUCAGCACAGGAAAAUGGAAUUUAUAUUCUCCAGUAAAUAAUCGAAUAAUUAAUGAUGCGUAUUGGGCCGGCGAGUCUAGUACUAGAGUAACAUGUAAUAGGCGACGAUAUGUAAUUAAUUUUUCAUGCAUGACUCAAGUUAACGAAGAAACUGGUAAUAGAAGGCCUAUCACGAUGGGCUUUAAACUGCAUACCGGAAACGAAGAUGGUGGAUCAGGUUCUGAUACAAAUAUGGAUACUGACGAAAAUCGAAUAGAGGAUAAACGGAAUACAGUUUUGCAAGGGUUAGAUCCUAGCAUGGCUCCAAGUAUUAUACGCGCUUGUGUGAGGUUGAUGGCUAUUCCAGUAGAUCGAGAUGCUUUACAUGCAGCUAUGAAAGUUUGUUUGAGACUUACAAGAGAUUAUGAAAAUGCUGAAAUAUUUGUUCGUGAAGGUGGUGUAAAACUUCUUCUAGAAAUGUCUCAAGCAAGUAGUUUCAUUGGAUGCAUAACUUUAAGUACUCUUUUAAUAAGACAUGCUUUGGAAGAACCAUGUACUCUUCGAUUAGCCAUGGAAAAAGUAAUUCGUAGUCGUACUCAAGGCAAUAUUCCUCCAGCUUGCAAAGAAAUCUUGUUUAUGACACGUCAGAUUAAUAGUGCUGUAUGUCGUAAUCCGGAAGUUUAUAGAGAAGUUUGUGAGAACAUUUUAAGAGUAGACAUUCGUCUAUUAGGAAAAGAGGAUGAUGAUAAUAGAUUAAUUGUCAAAGCACUUCCACCAAGUCACUCAUCAGUAAUGCCAAUGGUAGAGAAAGCUUCAAUAUCUGUUGUAAAAGAUCUUCUGAAUGCUCUUAUAAAGCCUAUGCCAGUUGUCUCUGAUGAAAAAUCUUCUACACCAACAAGGAGUCCAGAAAAGAAGGCAUCUUAUUCUAAUGUUGGAAGUUCAUCUUCUCGACGAGAUGUUCAGAAUAAUGCAACAACAUCAAAUGAUACUCUUGAUGAUGAGGAUCAAGUCUCUCAAAUAAUACCAAUGAAGAUUUAUCCGGAUAAUAGCAACAACAGUAAAGUGGAACCAGAAGAAGCAGAAAAACCUUUGUUAACAAAAUCAGCUAUUCUAAAGAUACUUGCAGAAGCCGUUCGCUCAUAUAGUGCGGUCGCAAGUUUGAUUACAGAGCAUGCAUAUCGAGCCGGACAAAGUGAAAUGGUUCCUGAGUACACAACAGCUCUUGCUUUCCUUUUGGAUAAGCUUCUACCAAUGUCACCAGAAAAUUCAAGUGACAAACAAUGCAGUAGUAUGGCGAGAAUGUUGAUAGCUGCUAUUGCUUCCUGUAAUCAUUCUCCAGAUGUUCAAACGACUUUAGUGACUGAAGUAAAAGCAGCUUUAACAAGAACUCUAGCUCUUCCUGAAAGUUCUGAAAAACAUGCACAAAUUCAAUUAUUAGUUGGAUUAAUCUCUACCAUGAUUGAUAGUUGUCCACCAACUUCUUACAAUCAAUUGAGAACCUCCUUGAAAAUGCAUCAGUACAAUAAUGUUAAUUAUAUUGUAAGAAUCAUGUUAAGAAAAGGAAUAAUUACAGAUUUAGCAAAAAUUCCACAUAGUCUGGAUCUAUCAAGUCCAAACAUGGCUGCUACCAUCAAUGCUGCUUUAAAACCAUUGGAAACACUUUCACGAAUUAUAAAUCAACCAAUGCCAGGUGCUAUUAAUAACAAAUUUACUAAGCCAAAAAGUAGAACAGUUCAAGAGGAACCUAUUGGAGAACAAACAGGAACUACAACAUCAGAAGCAACACAUGCUGUUGGUGAAGAAACAAACGAAGACGCAGAGAAUACAGAACAUGAUAUAUCUGUUACUGCAGAAAGUCUUGAACCUACUUCGGAAAGUCAAGUACACGAAGAUGAAGCUGCCUUAGAAGACAUUAUGGAUCAAUUACUUGAAAGGGACGGGCCGGGCGUGACGGAAGAUCAAUCUUCUCGACCACAUAGACCAAUGGACAUUGAUGAAGAAAGUCUUGCAAUAAGGGAUGGAGAAGCUGAUUUUGAUCCAACUCGAGAUGCUACGGAGGAUUUAAUGAGCUCUGAUUCGGAUUCUGAUAGUAAUCCAUCUGAUGAUAAUGAAGAUGAAGUACAAGAUGAUGAAGAUGAAGAGGAAGAAGAAGAGGAUGAUGGAGAAGAAAAUGAAGAAGAAGAGGAAGAAGAGGAAGAAGGAUCCUCAAAUUACGAAGAAGAUGGAAUUGAAUUCUAUGAAGAUGUAGGAGAAAGUGGUGUAUUCAGAAUGAUUCCAUCAACAGAUCGUGAUGGUAGUAGUGUCGUAAUGAUUCGACAUAAUAUAGAUAAUCAAGACAAUGUGAAUUCUUCAACUACAGUUACACCACGAUCUAGUCUUCCAUGGAGUACAACAUUUCCUCUUCCUUUGGGACUAUUUGAAAAUCCUCCAUCGAUUUCUGAAAGUAGUGGUAUUAAUUCCCAUUCGUUGCUAAUACCACAGGGAGGUUUAGAUGCUACUAAUACAAGAGGUCAGAGAGCUGUACGACCGCGAAGAUAUCAAUAUCUUCAAUUACCAAAUCCACGAAAUCCAAAUCCACCAGUAAUAUUGCAAAGACUUUUAGGUCCAGCUGCACAAGCAAUUCCAUUAUCUGCCAGUCAAGUUUUGGCUUCUAGCUUUCGAGAUACACGCGUUGUAGUAAUGGAUAAUGGUGUUGGAAUAUUAACAAAUCAAGAAGAAGAACAAAUAGACUUUGUGGAUCAAUCUGGCUAUCUUUUCGGAUCUAGUCUUGCAACCACAGUAAAUAAUACUCCUACUGCUUUACAUUGGUGGAUUGAAGAAAGCAAAUUAUUAGAUGGAGAUUCCCAAACGGAUUGUUGUGUCGGUAUUGUACAUAAACUAAUUCCUGGACUGGAAAAACGUAGAAAUGCAGAAUUGGGAGAACGACGUGAGAGACGUAAAAUGCAAUACGCUUCUGAGAAAAAAAGUGAAAAAGACAACAAAGAUGGAAAAGAUCAUCUAAAUAAUACAGAAUCCGGUUCUUCUACUAUAAUAUCUAUGGAUGAGCAAAUAUCAACUGCAUCAACAUCACAAAGAGAAGAAACGAAUAAUUUUGUUCCUAGAUUUGAAACUUGCGUGGAAACAACUCGAUUAGAACGCACGCUUGACGAAGAUAUAAUUGAUGUAACUGGUGAGAUGGAUGCAACUAUUCAAGAAGAUGAAGAACGACCACCACCUCCCCCACCAGAAGAACAACCAACAGAACCUAGAGAUCCUAGAAUGAGCAAUCGAAAUCCAACUUUGGAACUUGCUGAAAGUAUAGUGGAUUCUGUACUUGGACCUUGCGCGUCUGAAGCAAGCAGAUUAAGACAAUCUGAACGUACUAUUGAAGGAUCUAAUACUAAUGAAACAUCUAAUCGACCCAAUACGUCCAUAGUUGUUGAUUUCAGUCAAGAACCUAAUGAAGAUCUAUUAAGAGAAAGUGAUUCAUCUGAAUGGAUAAGAAUUCUUACGGAUGACAGCCAAUCAAAUGUUGAGCGAAAUGCGAAUAUCCUCAAUCAAGUACCUACUACUUCUGCAUCAGAAAAUAUUAAUCCAGAAAUAUCAGAACAACAACAACAACAGCAACCAUCUCUACAACAGCAGCAACAACAAGAGCCACAACAGUCACAAGAACAAUCUCAGCGACAACAACAAAAUCAACAAUCUCAAGAACAACAAUUACCGGAUGGCGUAGAUCCUUCUUUCUUAGCUGCAUUACCCGAAGAUAUGCGUGACGAAGUUAUUGCUGAACAACUGAGACUUCAACGAAUUCGACAACGGGCACAAGCAACUGUAGUCGAAGAAUUAACAGGGCCAGUUGAAGUUAAUCCUGAAUUUUUAGCUGCUUUACCUCCAGCAAUACAAGAAGAAGUUCUUGCACAACAACGCUUGGAACAACAACGUCACGCAGCCGCAAGUGCCAAUCCAGAAGAUCCAGUUGACGCAGCUGCAUUCUUCCAGAAUUUACAACCUUCUCUUCGACAAGCGAUUUUAACUGAUAUGGAAGAAUCGCAAAUAUCCGUUCUUCCACCAGAUUUAGCUCAAGAAGCUCAAAAUCUUCGAAGAGAAUGGGAAGCUCGAAAUAGACAUAUAAUGCAAGACCGAUUUCUUAACCACGUUAGUCAAGGAAAUGCCGCCUUAUCCAGUAUAUUGCGAAAUUCUGGAAGAGGCAGAGGUGGCGGUACGCGUUAUGCGAUUCAUACAGUAGCACAAAGAGGAUGGCAACCAUGGACAAAUGGUGAUCCUAGUAUAACGCAUCAUGGAGCUGGUCUACGACUCAGAGGCAGACAAUUAUUGGAUCAUGAGUCGAUGGCUUGCGUAUUGGUAUUACUGUUUGUUGAUGAACCAAAAAUUAAUACAUUAAGGCUUCAUAGAGUUAUCAGGAAUCUUUGCUAUCACGGUAGCACAAGGGAAUGGGUAGUUAGAGCCUUACUAAGUAUCAUGGAAAGAAGUAAUGAUGAAAAAGAUAUAGCCAUGGACUUUGGUGGAAAAAUCAGAAGGAAAAGCUUAGUACCCAUGAUGCACCAUGAUUACUGUUGCUCCAAAAUUUUUGAUCAAAGAAGCAAUGCACAGUCAUGGUUAAACAUCAGUAUUGAUGCUGCACUUGGAUGCAGAGCAAAUGUUUUCCAUAUUGUUAGACAUGGAGGCAAAAAAUCAGAAAGACAAGGCAGUAGUAUUGCCAUCCAUCCUCAAGCAGCUCCUACAGUAUGCAGGCAUACAUUAGAGUUAUUAAUAUCACUGGCUAAAGGCUUCCCUGGUUAUUUUGUACCAAUCAAGUCUAAAGAAUCAGAUGAAAAAGAAAAUAAUAAGAAAAAUUCAAGUAACAAAGAAGAAGCCGGUUCGAAAGGUAAAUCCACAUCAAAACCAGGAAAAAGUGAUCAACCUGAUUUUUGGGAUAUGUUGUUGAAACUUGAUUCAUGUGCUUCGAAAAAAGGAAAAUCAGUUGCCAGAUCGCACUCAAAUUCAAAUUUAGGAAAUGAUACGGAACAUAAUACCACAACUUUUGAGUCGUCCGCUUUCGGUCAAUUAAUUUCAAUGCUAAACUGGUCGGUUAUUAAACGUAGCAGUCAACUAACGGACAAAGUAUUGAAAUUGUUGUCUUUAAUUUCAAUCGGAUUAACGGAAGUGAAUCCGUAUCGUAGACAAGAAGGAAAUAAGAAUAAAAGAACAGAUAUGAAUAAAGAACAAAGCAUUGCUGCACCAGAAGAACAUCUUAAAUUAGCUGUGCAAGUAUUGACAAGUAAAAGUUGCUCUGAAGAAGGACUUGAGGAUGCAACAGCUUUGUUGCUUAAUUUAUCUCAUUGUCCUGAUCCUACUAGGCAAUUGAUAUUAAAAUUACUCUUAGAAGGUGCCAUGGAAUUGGCUAAUGUUGUUUGUGAACACAUUAAAGAUUUAUUAAUGGAGUUGAAAGUUUUGAAUCGUGAACUCAGACGAAAUUCUAUCGAAGAACAACCGUCGACUAGUACUGGCGGUUCUCGUUGGGUUCUUUUAGAUAGGUUUACCAACGAGAGUGUAGUUAUUACUGCACCGAGUAAAGUCAAAGCCGGCAGUGAUCUUCAAUUACCAUCGAUGGCUGCUCUUGUUAGCAAAACUUCUAGUCAGGCAUUCUUCUUAAGAAUACUUAAAGUGAUUGUACAAAUAAGGGAAGCUGUACGUUUAGCAAAUAAUAAGAAAACAUCUACUCAAAGUUCCGAAAGUUCUGUAGAUACUGAAAAUACUAACCAAGCUUCAGAAUCAGGUAAUUUGAAGUUUUAUAUUUUUAUAAACAUAAAUUAAUUUUUACAGUUAUUAAAUAAUAUUUGUAUACAAUUUACAGGUGAAGACAAGCUUCCAUUAUUAAGUGAAAGUUUAGUAUUAGAUCAUCUGUGGGAAACACUCAGUGCUUGUUUAUUGGAAUUAGAAUAUACUCCAGAUCAACAUGCAGUUUUAGUAUUGCAACCUGCGGUAGAAGCAUUUUUCCUAGUACAUUCAUCAUCGAGUACUUCGCGUGAUCGUCAUCUAAGUACAAGUACGGAAAAUCGCGAAGUAGUUCCUGAUUUAACACCUGUUUCACCAAUUUAUUCAGAUAAUGAAGGAACGUCCCAAUCAGAAGCUACUAUUAAUACUUCUUGGGAUAUACAACCUACGCCACAGAAGACAUUACCACCGGACCAACUCAAGUUCCUUAAAUUUGCAGAAACGCAUAGAACUGUUUUAAAUCAAAUUCUUCGUCAAACAACCACACAUUUAGCAGAUGGACCAUUCUCUGUGUUAGUGGAUCACACAAGAGUUCUUGAUUUUGAUGUAAAAAGGCGAUAUUUCCGAACAGAAUUAGAACGAAUGGAUGAAGGUAUUCGAAGAGAAGAAUUGGCAGUACAUGUUCGUAGGAAUAAUGUAUUUGAAGAUUCAUUUCGAGAACUUCAUAGGCGUAAUGCUGAUGAAUGGAAAAAUCGUUUUUACAUUGUUUUUGAAGGUGAAGAAGGACAAGAUGCUGGAGGAUUACUUAGAGAGUGGUAUGUUAUUAUUUCCAGAGAAAUUUUUAAUCCUAUGUACGCACUGUUUACUGUAAGUCCUGGCGAUCGAGUUACAUACAUGAUAAACUCCUCUUCGCAUUGUAAUCCUAAUCACUUAUGUUAUUAUAAAUUUGUCGGUCGAGUUAUUGCUAAAGCAAUUUAUGACAACAAAUUAUUGGAAUGUUACUUCACGCGUAGUUUUUAUAAACACAUUUUGGGAAUACUUGUGAAACAUACAGACAUGGAAAGUGAAGAUUAUAGUUUUUACAAAGGACUUGUAUAUCUCACUGAGCAUAAUAUUGCUGACCUUGGAUAUGAAUUAACUUUCUCUACAGAGGUAAACGAAUUUGGUGUAAAUGAUGUGCGUGACUUAAUACCAAAUGGACGUAAUAUCAUUGUUACUGAGGAAACAAAAUUAGAAUAUAUUCGGCUCGUAUGUCAAAUGAAAAUGACUGGAGCAAUUCGUAAACAAUUAAAUGCGUUCCUAGAAGGUUUUUAUGAUAUUAUUCCCAAACGACUGAUCUCUAUAUUCAAUGAACAAGAACUUGAAUUGUUAAUUAGUGGAUUACCCAAUGUAGAUAUUGAGGAUCUUAAAGCUAAUACUGAAUAUCACAAAUAUAAUGCAAAUUCUUUACAAAUUCAGUGGUUCUGGAGAGCAUUACGAGGUUUCGAUCAAGCAGAUAGGGCUAAAUUUUUGCAAUUUGUUACUGGAACUUCAAAAGUGCCACUUCAAGGUUUUGCUGCUUUAGAAGGAAUGAAUGGUAUACAAAAGUUCCAAAUUCAUCGUGAAGAUAGAUCGACAGAUAGACUUCCGUCAGCACAUACAUGUUUCAAUCAGCUAGAUCUACCAGUUUAUGAAACGUACGAUAAGCUUCGCACGAAUUUAUUAAAAGCGAUCCACGAAUGCAGUGAAGGAUUCGGUUUCGCCUAAAUUUCUGCAAAGUUGAGCAAAUUUUGCGUGAUUUUGCAUGAAAAUCGAAGAGCGAAGACAAAAAAAAAGAGGAAUAAGAUAUAAAAAAACAACCAAAAACAACAAAGGGAAAAAUGAUUAAAAUAUUGAUAAAACAAAUGUAAAAGUACCGAUUGAUCUUCGCUCAAGAUUUAGUAUAUAAACUUUUUACUUCGCUAUAUAUACAUAUUAAAACUAAAGGCGUAUGUAUAUACGUAAAAUUAACGAUGUAAUUACCGAUGUCUCGUCGCUAGAGUUUAUUUUGUUGAACGAUCUUUAAAAAAAAAUGAGGAGAUGCAGAGCUUAAAGAUAAAUAAUUCCUGAUGGAAGGAAGACUUAAAAAAAUCAGACACUUUAGUUAAGGAUCUUAACAAUUAAGAGAUAAUAAAUAAGAAUUCAAUGUAAUUCAUCAUUGGAAAAAAAGAAAAAUAAGAGAGAAUGCAGCGGGCUGAAAUAAAUGUAAUAUAAUUGCGACUCAAAACCGCUCUACUCUUGAACAGAUUCAGAUAUGGGGUAGGAAAAAAAUCGGAAACGAGUUGUUGCCAUGUCGAAAAGGCAAAUGGAAAAGUUAUAGAGAAGUGUGCCUGUAUUCCGAGUACAUGUUUAUUUCCUUAUUAUGCGUGAAAGAAAGCUGCCAGAAACUUAGAAUACAUGGAUCUGAACGCGAGAUCAGAAAAAAAAAGAAAAAGAAACGUGUUGUAUGUAAGAGCGUGAAUGGGUGUGUAUGUAAAAUGAACGAAUGUGAAACAGAGUAAUAUUAUUCAAGAAACCGAUUAGACAUGAGCCUAAAUAUGAGAAAAACAUUUCACGAUGUUAUAUCCUUAACGCCCGCAAGAAAAAAGAAUAACGUAUGGUUGUACACUAUUAGUAUUAAUAAUUAUAUUAUUCUUAAUCGAUAGUAAUAAUCAUUAAUUAAUAUCGUUUUAAUAUUAAUUAUUUGAGAAAUGUGAUGUUAAAAAGGAAGUCAUGUAAUGUUUUUUUUCCUUUUUCUUUUUUUCCUCUGGAUAUAGCGCAAAAUCACGUCCAAUUCGCCAACUCUCCAAUCUUUGAAUCCUUGAACUUCCUUUAUUUCAACCUAAAUGCUUCUUCUCUGGAGGAAACGUAUAAUGAGAUUUUCACAAUCGAACAGAUGUUAAUUUUUGUAAACACAUCGAAUAGGACAAUAUACGUUGAAAAAAGCAUAGAUCCACCAAACUCUUUUUCGCGAUAUUGUUAGGGAGUUAUUGCUUAGGAAUUCGCAAAAUAAACUAAAUGUUGUAUUUCUUAUAAAA